This is a messenger RNA of Myripristis murdjan (pinecone soldierfish), 2966 nucleotides long. It is a transcript of the gene bsdc1, whose product is annotated as BSD domain containing 1. The transcript has 11 exons. The coding region runs from base 70 to 1359 and encodes 429 amino acids. Gene Ontology annotation, cellular component: cytoplasm. Lineage: Eukaryota; Metazoa; Chordata; Actinopteri; Holocentriformes; Holocentridae. The record is from RefSeq and is a predicted model, not a curated record.
UUUUUUUUUUCCGCCACCACGCAGCUGGGGUUAGAGUUCAGUAAAUAUUGAUGAUGUCAUCGUCUGAAGAUGGCUGAAGGAGAAGGCUGGUGGGGAGGCUGGCUCCAGCAAAGCUUUCAGGCCGUCAAAGACAAGUCAUCUGAGGCUUUUGAAUUCAUAAAGAGAGACUUAACAGAGUUCACCAACGUGGUGCAACAUGAUACUGCCUGCUCCAUCGUGGCCACAGCCAGUGCUGUCAGAAACAAACUUGCGGUGGAGGGCUCCUCGGAGACCACAGAAAAGGUGAAGAAGAGCCUGUCUAGUUUCUUAGGGGUGAUAACGGACACACUUGCCCCGCCCCCUGAUAAAACCAUUGACUGUGAUGUCAUCACCCUGGUGGCAACUCCAGCGGGAACUACGGAGGUCUAUGACAGUACCAAGGCACGUCUCUACAGUCUACAGGCCGACCCUGCUACAUACUGCAAUGAGCCUGAUGGUCCCCCAGAGCAGUUUGACAACUGGCUCUCCACCUUCAGUCUGGAGGAGAAGAAAGGAGAAAUCUCAGAGCUUUUGGUCAACAGUCCCUCUAUACGAGCCCUAUACACCAAAAUGGUGCCAGCUGCUGUAGCCCAUUCAGAGUUCUGGCAGAGAUAUUUCUAUAAAGUCUUCCAGUUGGACCAGGAGGAGGCCAGGAGAGUGGCACUGAAGCAGAGGGCAGAACAAAGCACCCACACAGAGACCCUGGGCUGGGAGGAGGAGGAUGAGGAUGACUUCCUCGGUGCCACAUCAUCAUCUCGACUGGACUUCACGCCCCCACUGGACGACAGCACCAGCCAGAUGCCCACAAACUCAACGGCUGCCACAACAGCAACCCUGCUCAGCCCCGCCCUGUCCCCAAGUGGAGAGCGUGACGCCACUCUCUCAAUCAGCAGCGACAGCACCAGCCUACCGACACAGGUGGAGGUGAGGCCGGAGCCUGUCGCUGCCGAGCUGGCCAAGAAGCUGACAGAGGCGAGCCUGGAAGACACGGCGGACAAGACGCAGGAGGAGCAGAGGCCUGGGAAGAGCGGCGUGCAACUUGAGGGCCGAGCAGAGGCCGAGGUCACUGUUGACGGGGCUUCAGUGCAGGCUCCUGCGCCCGCCUCUAAACCCGAAAACGCAAAGGAAGAGGGGCCACAGGACCUGAGGGUGUUUGAGCUGAACUCAGACAGCGGGAAGUCAACGCCCUCAAACAAUGGCAAGAAAGGGUCCAGCACUGAUGUGAGCGAGGACUGGGAGAAAGACUUUGACCUGGACAUGACAGAAGAAGAGGUUCAACUGGCGCUCUCUAAAGUGGAUGCUUCCGGAGAGCUGGAUGAAGACUGGGAGAACUGGGACUGAGAGCCGCUGCAGUACAAACUCUGUCCCUCCAUUAAAGCUAGUUCUCGGCAGAUGAACCAUGCUUAACGUGUUUUAACUCUUUGUCCACGCUGUCACCAUGUCACGAUCGCCAGUAGGGGAACGUCCAUCGGGUUUGGACCAUAUUGCUGAACCUGUUGAAAAAGAGCAACGGGGGAGACCAAUGCAAUAAGAAUUAGACUGCUCUGUCAGCUGUCAAGUUAGCGCAAAUAGGCCGCUAGCAAGGGUUAUGACUCAGUUCUUGGUUAUUUCCUGGAGUAACUUCUGACUUAGAGAGCAUAAGACACUAGUAAUAGACAGAGGAUGUGAUCGUUCUGACUAAAAGCAAAGGGACAUCCAUUGACUAGUCAGAAUGUGAGAGGUUUCGCCACAGCAGGGGAGGAGCUGUAUUCUCUUUAUCAUUUCUGCCAUUAAAUACAUGAUGUAUGUUGGGCAAUGACUUUAACUUCAGGCUGCAAAAUAGCCAUAAACUCUAACACUGCUUGUCACCUUUCUAAGAUGAAAUGCCUUGCAGGUGAUCUUUGAGUGAUGGUUUAUUGAUUUAAUUCUUGCUGUCCAUGUGGCCCCCCUCACAGUGGUUCGGUAACAUAUUUAUCUUAUGCAAGUGAGUUUUCAAGAUGGAAAACUAUUCUGGCCUUCAAGUAGUGCUUCUCAUUUUGGACGGAUUCACUCCCAAACUCUUAGAUAAAUGGCCUUGUAAGACACACAGUAGUGUGAUUAUGUUAUCCAAAUGUUUUUUGUUACAUGUCAGUGAUCAGUGCUAACACGAUCAUGUUCAGCAGUUUCCCUCUUUGUCACUGUUUUCCUUUUUCAUGUCAGGAGAUUGAUGUGAGCAUAUCUCAUCGCAGGCUACAUGUCAUUAAUUUGUGUCACUUUGAUUGUUCACUUCUUUAAGUCUUGUCUGUUUGUGUUUGGGGAGAGGGAGCUCAUUAAUUGUCAAUCAUUGAGGGAAGUCAUGUUUGACUCAAUAAAGAGAAUGCAAACUGGUCCAGGUGUCAUGAUACCAGAGUCUCCAGAUCAAAAUAUGGGUAGCAUCUCUUUGUUACUUACUUGUGUAGUACAUUACUGAUCUCUCUAGUUUUAAGUUUCUCUGCUCACUUCUCUGAAUGGAAAAGAAAAGCUCAGCAAGCAGCACGCCAAGUAGGCCAAAGGGGCAAUGGGAGCACACUCCAUGCUUUCAUGAUUUUCCUUUCCCAUCAUCUGUAGUGUAACUGAAAAAAAAAAGAAAAGAAAAUAAGCAUAGGGAUGUACUAUUUAUACUGAAAUAAUUGCUUCAUUAUAGUAUUAUGUGCUUUGUAUUGCAUGUCUGUGCAAUAACAUGCAAAACGUGCAGAUGGUAACUGUUCAGUUGUAUGUUUUUCUGGUAAAGACAUUUGCUGUUUCUUUUUUUUUUCUUUUUCUUUUUUUUUUGUGUUAUGACAAUGUGUUGCAUGUCUACAAUUCUUUAUGUAUUCACUUCAAAUUUGCACUUCCAACUAAUCAAAGCUGUUCUUAACAUCUGUUUUCAAAGCUGUUUCUUUCUUUUGUAAGUCAAGUAUUUUUCUCUAUUUUUCAAAGGAUCAUUGUCAUUAAAGAAUCCAUGGCAACUG